AUUAAUUGGGCUUCAGCUUUGUGGUUUAUUGAUUGGGCCAGCCCAUUAUCUUUGGAUAUGGUUCUGAAGAACGAGUGGCUGUCUUCUUCUUCGAAUCGGGAGAUUGAAUUGAAGAAUGACGCGAGCUCUGAAAAUGGUUUCUCCAUCUCCAUUUUGCACUCAUGGCGUCCGUGCUGUCGCUCUGUAAUGCUUCACUCUUGCACCGCUGCACAAAUUCGGCUUCGAGAAUCGGCGGCAAUUGCAAAUUCAGAGCAUCUCUACUGAACGAGAAUUCGCCGAUGGCUGCUACGGCGGAGAAGGUAGUGCCCGCCGUUAUCGUCGGCGGCGGUCGAGUAGGGAAAGCUCUUCAGGACAUGGGCGGCGGGAGCGACGUCCUGGUGAAGAGAGGGGAAUCUGUGCCGCUCGAUUUCCCUGGACCUAUUUUGGUUUGUACUCGUAAUGAUGAUCUGGAUGCCGUGCUUGAUUCCACUCCUAAGUCUCGAUGGAGCGAUCUGGUGUUUUUCCAGAAUGGAAUGCUGGAGCCCUGGUUUCAAAGUAAAGGCCUAGGCGAUGCCGAUCAAGUUCUUGCCUAUUUUGCAGUGGCCAAGCUUGGCGAGCCACCUAUUGAUGGGAUUACCGACACUAAUCCCGAGGGCUUGACGGCUGUUUAUGGUAAAUGGGCAUCAGCUGUUGCUGGGAGACUGCAUGCCGGUGGCCUGUCUUGCAAGGUACUCGAGAAGGAAGCAUUUGAGAAGCAAAUGCUCGAGAAACUCAUAUGGAUAUGUGCUUUCAUGCUCGUUGGAGCGCGCCAUCCAGGAGCAACUGUGGGUGCUGUCGAGAAGGAAUAUCGAUCUGAGGUAUCUGCCAUUAUAGCGGAGCUUGCAGGAGCUGCAGCUGCAGAAAAAGGUCUGGUUUUCGAACAAGGUAUUGAGGACAGACUCUGCGCAUAUUCCCGAGCCGUUGCUCACUUCCCAACCGCAGUUAAGGAGUUCAAGUGGAGAAACGGGUGGUUCUAUUCGCUGUCGGAGAAGGCUGUGGGUGAGGGCAAACAAGAUCCUUGUCCUUUACACACAGCAUGGCUCAAAGAACUCAAGGUUGUCUAAAAUAUACUUAUUAUAUAUAGUAUGUCAAUCUGUGAUUGUAUGCAUGUAUUGUGGCGUGUAUUGGAGGAUGAUAACGAUGAAUGAGUGUUCUUUUGUGAAUUUUAUUAUAUAUUUUUAUUAUUCA
This is a messenger RNA of Andrographis paniculata, 1206 nucleotides long. RefSeq lists its product as uncharacterized. The record is from RefSeq and is a predicted model, not a curated record. The transcript is spliced from 5 exons. Bases 162 to 1082 code for a protein of 306 amino acids. NCBI's taxonomy places the organism in Eukaryota, Viridiplantae, Streptophyta, Magnoliopsida, Lamiales, Acanthaceae.